Branchiostoma belcheri (Belcher's lancelet) is the source of this 2847-nucleotide messenger RNA. RefSeq names its product V-type proton ATPase subunit S1-like. The record is from RefSeq and is a predicted model, not a curated record. The transcript has 10 exons. Gene Ontology annotation, cellular component: proton-transporting V-type ATPase complex. Bases 35 to 1447 code for a protein of 470 amino acids. Lineage: Eukaryota; Metazoa; Chordata; Leptocardii; Amphioxiformes; Branchiostomatidae.
GUCAGUCUUUAGAAGUACUGCAAACCUGUAUCACAUGAUCCUGUCAUCAUUCAAGAUGGUGGACACAAAAUUGACGGUCAGGAUGAUCUUGUCGGUUUUCGUUGUAUUUCUGGCUUCCAGAGCCGCUGCAGAGCAAGUUCCGACAAUUAUGUGGUCAAGUCAAAGCUACCUCCAUGACCUGCCGCCUGCCCGCGCUGGACACAGUCUGUCUCCCAUCGACCUGCAGCACGACUACCUGGACACCAUCCUCGCCAAACACCCACAGCUCAUCGUGCUCUUUAUACAGGACAAGUUGAGUCUGGAUGACUUCAGCCAGUACGGUGAUGUGUACAACGGCAACAGUAAUGGAGGACUGUUCUCCAACCUGAAGUCCUCCAUGGACCACGCCUCCUCCUCCCUGGUCCUGGCCUCGGAGCUGCCCGCCUCCCCCGGUCUCCAUGGCAACCAGGUGGCGACGUACCUGGAGGGUCGCGUGGACGGGUCGGUCAUCCCCGUGGAGCUGAGUCUGACAGAGAUCCGCACCGACGGGAAGAAACUCCCGCUGGACAAGAACUGUCUCAUCCGUGUGCAGCUGCCGCCGGCGGAAGGGUCCAUUGAAGAAUCCUUGAGAAGGAACAAUGACAUCAUUGGCUCUGUAAUUAAGAGUCUGCCCAAAGAGAUCGACUUCACCAUUCUUCUCACUGCAAACAGGCCUUCCAAGGUGUCUGUGGUGUUACCUUCCCAUGAUUCCCUGUCCUCUGGCCGCCAUCUUCUUGCCGACGGUGACGCCAUUGAUGACUCGACCUUCACGUUCAUCAACGCUACAAAGGACAGCUCCUGCGCUGUGUACCUGUACGCAACAGACGUGAGUUUCCUGGUGGCCAAGCUAGAUGAAUCGACUCCAUUUGAGGACACGGUGAACCUUACAGGCGUAGUCCCUACCUCACAGACUGUCACCUGUGCAAAUGGCACCGUGGAGUUGGCCUUGAAGUACAGCGAUGUGGGCAACCUCAAGAACCUGGACAUGAUCAUCCCUUUUGAUGUCAACAAGCGCCAGUGGUCGCUAGGCAACAUCACCCUGCAGUACAACUACCAAAGCGAUCAGCAGACCGUCCGUGGCUCCGACAUGCUGGUGCCAAAGUUCACGGCGACUCCACGCAAAAUGUCGUUCCACUGCGACAAGCCCAACAAGUUCAAAGAGUUGAGCACGGACAAGGACAACAACACGAAAGGGGUCAUAACCUUUCAGGGGUUACAGGUCCAGCCUGUGGACAUAUCAAACGGAGCAUUCUCGGAUGCAAACGAGUGUGUGGGGUUCUUCACGGCGCCCAUCUGGAUGGGUCUGCUGACCUCCAUCAUCCUCACGCUGGUCCUCGCGUUCGGCAUGAUGAUGAUCAUGUCGCUCAAAACCAUGGACCGCUUCGAUGACCCCAAGGGGAAAACGAUUACUGUCAACGUGGCAGACUAGCAGACGUAGUAGUGACGUGUGGAGGCUAUGUCAUGUUAUUUAGUUCGGGAUUCUCUAUCUGUAGAGUUGUUGUAGCGAAUCAUAAGAAAAUAUCAACAGAUAACUUUUAACAUGAUAUACAAUGCCACGUAAUACCAAACCACUGGUGGGGUAAUUGUGGUCUAUAGGAAAAGAAGUUAAUGUAAAGGUAUAUGAACCCCCUUGCAGUUUUCAAUGGAAUGGUCCUAAGUUUUACCUCCACAGCUUUUUUUCAUGUUAUAGAUGAAAGAAUGCAAACCAAGUAGCUAGUUUGAUAGGUCCCUAGGGAAUUAUCUGUAUAUGUUAGCUCAUGAGAUGUGUAGAAAAAUGCAAUCAGUACAGAAUUAAGCAGAUUAACAAAAAAAAAAGCUUCUUAUAAGUAAUACAAAUGUACCUAUAAAAGAUACCCAGAAAAUAUCUUACAUGUCAAUGGUCCAUGAGCGAUCUAUCUAAGUGUUGUCAGUAUAGUAGUGAAAUGUGUCAUGUGAAGGUGUUAGUAUGUAUAAGUAGUGUAAUUUGUAAGUCAAGAUGUAUAUGGUAAUGUUCAAUGGGUGAAUGAUAACCUCUAAAUUGAUGCUGCUGGACUAUUUGUUGCUCAAAGGGGUUAUUAUUAUGAAAAUUCCUUUCUCGUGAGUUUCACCAUUUCUACUUUUCUUAGAUAAGCUGCAAAUGCAAGACACAGAUGUUUCUCCACUUUGAAAGCAAAACCCACCUGAAGGCUUCUUGCCACUCACCUGGUCAUUCUUUCAUUUAUUCUUCCUACAUUAUCUGUUUCGGUGAACUCCUCUUUCUCCUGAUUGUAUAGCAGAACUUGCAAGAUACAUGUACUGGAGAUACCCUAGUGAAACCUCAUGUUGUAAUAUGAUAUGUAUAUCAAAUGAUGAUCCCAUUAAAUGUAUAUCAACUUAGCUCUGUUGGGAGCGUACGAAACUUGGCAAGUUAUUUGUGGAUGUAGGCUCUGCUCUAAAGAUUCAUGUGUUAGAAGUAGAACAUAACGGCCACACUGGGAGGAGAGAGUAGUAAUUAUAUCACUGCCAGUCAAAAUGCAUCAGAGUUGAAAUCCUGAAGCCAGGUGACAUGCCAUGGUAUUAUGUCAUAGAAGAAGGAAGAACAUUUUGUGACAAGAUGUAAGAAAUCAUGCAAUAGUCUAAAGUUAUAAUUUGUAUUUAUGGUGAUUAUUUUGUUGUACUGAAUUAGGAUGUCUUUCUUAUUUUGUACUUGGAUAUACAAACUCAUUUUGGGCAUAUAUGAAGAUGUGGUGAAAUAUAAUUGUUAUUGCUGAAAAAUAUGUUGUCUUGUUACAUGUCAUUUUGCUUGUUAAGGGGGCACUAAUUCAUUUUCACAGUUUUCUGACAAUUAAACAAAAAAUCAGCAAGAGAGCA